AUGACAGUUAUUGUUGGAUCAUUAUUUCUUCCUUAUACGGUACAUUUUCAAAUAGCUAAAGAUCAAUAUGAUUAUUUAAAACAAGAAGAUAGUUCAAAAUUACAAUCAAUACAAUUAUCUGGAGAAAAUUCAAUAAUUGGAUCUAAUAAUAAUUCAACUUCACAAUUUCCAAUAAUUGAUAGUACUACUUCAGAUCAAGCUUCAAUUAUUCCAUCAUUAUUAAGUCAAAAAUUAAAUUUAUCAUCAUCUACACCAAAAUCUCAAUCAUCAACUUUAAAUAAUUCAAUUCGUUCAGAUACUCCUGAAGGAUUUUUUUAUAAUCAAAGAAAUAUUUUACAAAGGAAUAAAUCAAAUAGUAAUACAAAUACAUUGAAAUCAUCAUCAACAACAGGAUCAACAGGGUCGACCGGAGUAACUUCAACCACCACAGCAAGUCCAGAUCAUCAUUAUAUUCAACCAAGACCAAGAUUAGGAAAUAGAAUAGAUAGUUCAAUAUUAGAUCCAAAAAAGCCAACUUCAGAUGGCGUAACAAGUAUAAAAAUUUCAAGAUCAUCAACUAAUUUAUCAUCAUCAAGUCCAAAUUAUGUUGUUAAUAGUGGUAUAAGACCUCCAAAUCAUAGAUCAAAUUCUUCAUUUUUAAGAAAUAAUAGCACUAGUACUGAAAAUCAAAAAUUUGGUUUUACUAUUCAUGGAAAUAGUAGUUAUAAUUCUAUAUUAUCUGAAGAAGGAGAGAGAAAUAAUAAUAAUAAUAGCAGUAGUGGAGGAGGUGCUGGUAGUAGUGAUAAUAAGAACAAAAGUAACACCGAAAAUAAUGCAAUGAUCCCCUCCUCAUUUGAAGAUGAAGAUGAAGAUGGUUUAACAGGUUUUGAAAAAAAUUAUAAACAUUCUGUUUCAAAUAAUAGAAGAUUAGCUCCAUUUGGUGGAUUUUCAAAACCUGGUAUUGAACAUACUUUAUGGAAUGAAGAAAAUAUUUUUGAUACUGCUGAAUGGACUGUUGAUUCAAGUGAUGAUGGUAAUGGUUCAUUAACUAAAGCUUUAGAUAUUUCUGUUAAAAAUGGAAUAUUAGAUCAAAAUAAAUGGGUUGGUAUUAUAGCAAUGCCAAGUGAUACUAUAUCAGAAGAUGUUAAAAAUAAAAUUUCAUCAAAAUUAAGUAAAGAAUAUAAUUGUGAUGCUGUUUUUCCUAAUGAUAUUACAUUUGAAGGUCAUUAUAAAUCAUUUUGUAAACAGAUUCUUUGGCCAACUUUACAUUAUCAAAUUCCUGAUGAUCCAAAAUCAAAAGCUUUUGAAGAUCAUACUUGGGGUCAUUAUAAAUUAAUGAAUCAAAUUAUAGCAAAUAAAUUAGUUGAAACUUUUAUUGAAACAAAUGGUGAUUGUAAUUUUGAAGAUUCUCAAAAUAUGAUUUGGAUUCAUGAUUAUCAUUUAUUAUUAGUUCCAAAAAUGAUUAGAGAAAAAUUACCAAAUGUUAAAAUUGGAUUUUUUUUACAUGUUUCUUUUCCAAGUUCUGAAGUAUUUAGAUGUUUUGCUCAAAGAAAUGAAUUAUUGGAGGGAAUGUUAGGAGCUAAUUGUAUUUCUUUCCAAACUAAUGAAUAUAUUCGUCAUUUUAGACAAACUUGUAAUACUUUAUUAAAUGAUGUUAUAGUUAAUGAUAAUGAAAUUAUUUAUAAAAAUCAAUUAACUAUAGUAAAUACAAUACCAGUUGGAAUUGAUUCACCAUCAUUAAGAACGAAAGUUUAUAGUGAAGAAGUUAAAGAAUGGAGAAAAUUAAUUAGAGAACGAUGGAAUUCAGAAAAAUUAAUAAUAAGUAGAGAUAAAUUAGAUAAAUUAAGAGGUAUAAAACAAAAAUUAUUAGCUUAUGAAAAAUUUCUUAUAAAUAAUCCAAAAUUUAUUGAAGAUACUGUAUUAAUUCAAAUUUGUAUUGGAUCAUCAUCUGAUCAAAAUUAUGAAAAUGAAAUUAUGAAAAUUAUUUCAAGAAUUAAUUCAUUACCUGAAAAUAUUUCAAUAAAUCAACCUGUUGUAUUAUUACAAAAAGAUAUUGAAUUUGAACAAUAUUUGGCAUUACAAUGUGAAGCAGAAACUUUUAUUGUAAGUUCAAUGAGAGAAGGUUUAAAUUUAACAUGUCAUGAAUUUAUAACUGCAACAGAAGAAAAAAAAUCUCCUUUAAUUUUAAGUGAAUUUACUGGUUCUUCUGAUUUAUUAUCAUGUAAUGGAAAAGGAGCUCAAUUAAUAAAUCCAUGGGAUUUAAAAAAAUUUUCAGAAACCUUUUUGUAUGCUUUAAAUAUGUCCAAGGAUGAAAAAUUAAAAAGAUGGGAAAAUUGUCAUCAUUUUGUAUUAACUCAAGAUUCAAAACAUUGGGUUGAACAUUGUUUGGAAAGUAUAAAUAAUGCAUGGGAUAAGCAAAAACAAUAUCAACAGCAACAUUAA
This is a messenger RNA of Lodderomyces pseudojiufengensis, 2421 nucleotides long. It is a transcript of the gene TPS3, whose product is annotated as trehalose 6-phosphate synthase/phosphatase complex subunit. Gene Ontology annotation, cellular component: alpha,alpha-trehalose-phosphate synthase complex (UDP-forming); cytosol. Gene Ontology annotation, biological process: trehalose biosynthetic process. The record is from RefSeq and is a predicted model, not a curated record. The coding region runs from base 1 to 2421 and encodes 806 amino acids. Lineage: Eukaryota; Fungi; Ascomycota; Pichiomycetes; Serinales; Debaryomycetaceae. Gene Ontology annotation, molecular function: catalytic activity. The transcript is spliced from 2 exons.